GUGGAUUUCAGCCUUCCGAGCCCCGCCAAAUCCGCAACUUGUUGUAUCUUCUCAGCCACGCCGCCGUCAAACGAGGUUCCCAUCAACAGACUGCAUAUAUAAGGCAACCCCUCUCAUACUGUAACUACUUUAAGGGAAUCGUCAAAGCUAGUUUCGCAUAGUUCAAUACAUUAUUGCCUAUUUCCAUUCAACACUCCCCUCCACGAAAACUACAACCAUGUCUACCUACACCGUUGCCAGCGGAGACUCGAUGUGGGCAAUCUCCGUUGCCCGCGGUAUCUCUCUUGACGCUCUGAUUGCUGCAAACCCGCAGGUAUCAGUCCCCAGUCAGAUCGAAGUUGGCCAGGUAUUAAAUAUCCCUGGCGGAGACGCUCCAGCCGAUCCCUUCCCCGCCCCCACUGCCAAUGUUCCGCCACCACAAGAGGUUUUUACGCUUCUGUCUGGAGGAGUCCCGCCCCCAGUUCCAGCGGCUGCCGCAGUGCAGCCUUCUCUUCCGCCGCCGGUUGGGCCGAGCCCCGGGAGCGAGGGGUUCAGGACUGUUGGGUAUUUUACAAAUUGGGGUAUUUACGGACGUAAUUAUCAACCUAUGGAUAUCCCAGGAAACUAUAUCACUCAUAUUCUCUACUCCUUUGCAAACGUUAGACCAGAUUCCGGUGAAGUCUACCUAACCGACACCUGGGCCGAUGUCGAAAAGCGCUAUCCCGGCGACUCCUGGGAAGAACCAGGCGAGAACGUCUACGGCUGCAUAAAGCAGCUCUACCUCCUGAAAAAGCACUAUAGACAUUUAAAAACCCUCCUCUCCAUCGGCGGUUGGACCUACAGCGCCAACUUCCCGGUUCCAGCCUCUACAGAAACCGGCCGAAAAACCUUUGCCCGCACUGCCGUCCAGCUCCUCGCAGAUCUCGGCUUCGACGGCAUCGAUAUCGACUGGGAAUACCCACAGGACGCCGCGCAGGCAGAGAACUUCGUCCGCCUCCUGAAAGAAACCAGAGAAGCAUUGGAUGCCUACUCAGCCCAGCAUGCGCAGGGGAGACGGUUGCUACUGACCGUUGCCGUCCCCUGCGGCGAGACAAACUAUAAAAAGCUGCUCAUGUCGGAUAUGGACAAGUAUCUCGAUUUCUGGAACCUGAUGUGCUACGACUUUGCGGGGAGCUGGGAUAGGAAAGCGGGACACAUGGCCAACAUUUUCCCGUCUAGAGACGUGCCGGAGUCGACACCGUUCAAUGCCGACGAGGCAAUCACCGCAUAUGUCGCAGGUGGCGUGCACCCGAAGAAAAUCGUCUUUGGGCUGCCGCUAUAUGGCCGUGCGUUCGAGCAGACUGAUGGACCCGGGCAUCCGUUCCAGGGGGUCGGCGAGGGGUCGUGGGAGUCUGGGGUGUGGGAUUAUAAAGUCCUUCCCCAGCCGGGGAGCGAGGAGGUGAAUGACGAUGACUUGAAGGCGAGUUGGAGCUAUGAUCGAAAUGCGAGGAAGAUGAUUAGUUAUGAUACGCCAGCGAUUGUGGCGCAGAAGGCGGAUUACAUUCGCAAAAGGGGGAUGGGGGGUGGAAUGUGGUGGGAGCUUAGCGGUGAUGCUCCGGUGGGGAGCGAGCGGAGUUUGAUUGCGACGACGGUGAAUGGCCUAGGGGGGGUUGGAAAUCUGGAUCACAGUGAGAAUUUGUUGGAUUAUCCGGCUAGUCGAUACGAGAAUUUGAGGAAGGGGUUUCAGUAGGUAGGUUCCUCCGGGGCUGGAGAUAUGCAACGCCAUGCACCUACUUGCGGGGCGUUGCGAUGAGUUCAAAACAACGAUAGUUCAAUGUAGAUGAUAUAGGCAUUAGUAUGUACUAUACAUAACUAACACUUAGGUUUAGAGUUCACUAGCCUAAUAUGCAGUACAUAUAUCAUUUAUAUACCUUACCUGAGUCCCUAAAUUUCAUCUACUCAACAGCAACCAUUUUUAACUCGGUAAAUUGUCGGUGGAUAUAUAUCUUCAAUGAACAGCCAAAAAAAUCUUUAAUAUUUUAGAUAAAUAUAAAUACUAUAUAUAUAUUUC
Molecule: messenger RNA, 2029 nt
Organism: Blastomyces gilchristii SLH14081
Lineage: Eukaryota; Fungi; Ascomycota; Eurotiomycetes; Onygenales; Ajellomycetaceae
Product: chitinase
Exons: 4
Coding region: 218-1708 (496 amino acids)
Biological process (GO): chitin catabolic process; carbohydrate metabolic process
Cellular component (GO): extracellular region
Molecular function (GO): chitinase activity; chitin binding
Source: RefSeq, a predicted model, not a curated record